AUGAUCGACAACGCGCUAUAUGGGUUCACCCGGAUCCCGAAAUCUGAAGAUCACGGAAGUACUUUGGAUUGUUUGAGGGCGGGGAACCGGUGGAUCCAGGCAAUCCAUCGAUCAUAUAUCGACGACAUCCUGAUCCCAGCCAAUAACUGGGAUCAACUAUGUGCCAGAGUUGAGGGUUUACUUGAAGCGUGUGAUAAGUGGAAUCUGUCGAUCAGUGUGGUUAAGCGUUUCUGGGGAAUGCCUAAGGUGGAAUAUCUGAGACAUAAGGUCUCCCACCAUGGACUGGAGGUGAACCCGAAGGUUCUGUCGGCGUUGACAGAUCUAGCAUUCCCUGGAAUACUCCGAGCCAUGCAGUCAUUUUCGGGAAGUCUGAACUAUUACAGCCGGCUCAUUGAAGACUAUGCGAUUUAUGCGUCAGUUCUGUAUGAAUUGCGAGAAAUCGACUUUGCUGCGAUGAUAAAGGAGGCUACCCAAGCGCAGAUCCAACAAGUGUUGGAAGCGGAGAACGUGGAUCAAGGAUCGCAGGAAGAUCAGGUGGCCGACCACCGAAAGACUUUGGAUCUGGAGGCGCCAGAUCCUACUAAGGUGGAUCCGAGUUGGGCCCAUCCCCAUCCGUCCUUCAGUGUGCUUAAGGCCAAGAUCGCUAUAACUCCGGUCUUACGGCACUUUGAUCCAGAUCGGAGAGCCAUGGUCGUCGUGUAUGCUAGCGAUUGGGCCAUUUCGGGACCAUUGAUGCAGGGAUACGAUCAGAUCUACUACCCCGUGAUGUUUGCGAGCCGUACCCUGAUGUCGGAUGAGCUGAAUUAUGGCAUCGCGGAGAAGAAGGUAUUAGCUCUUCUGAGGAUUUUGGAUCUUAACUACAAUGCACUAGUCGGACGUCCGAUCCACGUGUUGAUCCGACACUCUACUUUGGCGUGGCUCUUCAGAUCCACAGCCCUACAAGGACGUCUAGGACAGUGGACUCUUGAGAUCACCAAGUGUGUCAAAGGAGAGGACGAGAUCUUAGGAACAUUGGCGGCCAGUAUUACCCCUAGAUCCAAAGUGGAUAAGGCAUUGAUCUCUACUGGCCCAAAAAAGGAGCCAAGACACAAGAUCCAGGCUCCGAUCCCCACCACUGGACGCGAUGAGGAUCUAUACGUCGUUAGUUUCGAUGGAUCUGCUCGUGCCAAGAGAGGUGGAAGCGCCUACAGCGCGAUAUUGUGGAAGCUACCAGAGUGGAGAGUGUUGUAG
Messenger RNA from Phytophthora megakarya, 1230 nucleotides. The record is from the annotation of a GenBank genome assembly. Lineage: Eukaryota; Oomycota; Peronosporomycetes; Peronosporales; Peronosporaceae.